AUGGCUCUUCGCGAGGAACUUGUUUCCUCUGCGGUUUCAUUCCUCCAAGACCCAUCGGUUUCCUCUGCACCCUUGGACAAAAAGAUUGCUUUCCUACAAUCAAAAAAUUUAACACAAGAAGAGAUCGACCAAGCACUCUCGAGAGUAGGCGAGGAUUCGUCUGCGGCUGUUGCUCAGAAUCCACCCCCAAGCACUGCAGUUCAGCAAUCCAAUUACCGACCACGGCCUCCGCAAUAUGGUCAAAAUUAUGCAUACGGACCCGGGGGUCAAUGGCAGCCUAUACCGCCUCCUCCAGAAUUGCCGAAACGGGAUUGGCGAGAUUGGUUUAUUAUGGCUACUGUGAUGGGUGGCGUUGGAUACGGCUUAUAUGCUGUUGCUAAACGUUAUAUCACACCACUUAUCUCCCCUCCCACCCCUCCUCAACUACAACAAGACAAAGAGAGCAUUGACGAGCAGUUCUCUCGUGCUUUUGCUCUCCUCGAUCAGCUGUCAAGCGACACAGCAACCCUAAAGGCAACGGAAGACGCACGAACCGAGCGCCUCGAUACUGCACUUCGCGAAGUGGAAAAUGUGAUUUCAGAUUUAAAAACUUCUUCACGACGGCGGGAUGAGGACACCCGACGUAUUGGGGAGGAAGUAAAGAGUUUAAAAGACAGCAUACCCAAAGCCAUCGAUGGCGCAAAGGAAGGAAACGAAAAGAGACUCAAGGAACUGGGUAACGAGCUGAGAAGUUUGAAAGUCCUUCUCGGAAAUCGACUUAGCUCGGCAUCCAGCAGCGUCCCAGCAGUUUCUUCUACGCCACGGCCCACCUCCACCAUCCCUCAACCAAGUCAAGAUACAUCCGUAAAUCGCCCCAACGGGACAGCUCCUCCAUCACAAACUGCCACACCUGCUCCUGUAUCCACCCCCGCACCACAACAUGUGCCAACUCCUACACCCAGAGAGAAUUCCAGCAGCCCAUUUUCACAACUUGGAAAGCCUGCAAGCAUCCCUGCAUGGCAGAUGGCCGCUGCCAAUAAAUCCAAGAAUGCUACGGUGGAGAACGCAAGCUCCAGCGAUGACCAGCAGGCAAAUGCUCCUGCUAGCUAA
Molecule: messenger RNA, 1089 nt
Organism: Blastomyces gilchristii SLH14081
Lineage: Eukaryota; Fungi; Ascomycota; Eurotiomycetes; Onygenales; Ajellomycetaceae
Product: peroxisomal membrane anchor protein
Exons: 5
Coding region: 1-1089 (362 amino acids)
Biological process (GO): protein import into peroxisome matrix, docking
Cellular component (GO): peroxisomal importomer complex; peroxisomal membrane
Molecular function (GO): signaling receptor binding
Source: RefSeq, a predicted model, not a curated record